Sphaeroforma arctica JP610 is the source of this 406-nucleotide messenger RNA. RefSeq lists its product as hypothetical. The transcript has a single exon. Lineage: Eukaryota; Ichthyosporea; Ichthyophonida. The annotation marks the transcript as partial. The record is from RefSeq and is a predicted model, not a curated record.
AUGGCCUCCAUGCAACGUGCCCAUUACUGCUGUAUCAUCCCUUUUAAUUAUUAUCAUUCGGGUCCAAUCAUUGUCAGGUAUACUGAUGCGCAGCUCAUAUUGCUUGAGGAAACGCCAAUCAUUCGUGAGCUGGCAGGCUUCCGUGCGAGCUUCGACAGAAUCCACGCAGAGGUCAUCCCGGCGCUUUUAAAUACCGAACCUCCCAAAACUCCCUCUGGGGCAGACCCCUCUCCAACUUCGGACACCAGAGUACCAACAGCCCCAGAGGGGUUUACUGAGGAGUUGUUACGUGAGCACUUGCUGUGGGCCUAUAGUGCGUUCUGGUCGCGUGCGCUGUGUGUCCCAGUCAAUUCCAUGCAGACCCCGGCGAUGGUACCAGUGCUGGACCUGCUCAACCAUAGACCAG